Cladophialophora immunda is the source of this 2117-nucleotide messenger RNA. RefSeq lists its product as uncharacterized. The record is from RefSeq and is a predicted model, not a curated record. NCBI's taxonomy places the organism in Eukaryota, Fungi, Ascomycota, Eurotiomycetes, Chaetothyriales, Herpotrichiellaceae. The coding region runs from base 1156 to 1548 and encodes 130 amino acids. The transcript has a single exon.
UGUCUCCCAGGAAACAAAAUCACAUCGAACGUUUUCCGAUGAAUCGAUUCACGACGGUUUUUCAUUAGUGACCACGCCUCGAUAUACGAUACGAACAUGCGCUGGGAGGUCGUCCCGAGCAGCGCACUCUACCGGUCGAUGAAAGUUUCACCACUGCAGUCAGCAGGGAGGACGGCCAUUGACAUGGCUCUCGCAACGCAGUCCACGCCUCUUUUCUGACGCCAAGGGGGCCUCCUGCAGCAACCUCAGGCUCAGGCACCAAGUCACUCAGGGCUGUGCGAACUUUGUGUGGGAAGCGGUCCGAAGUCUUUCAGGCGACAGGGCGCGUUUUGACAGAUGCCAUAAUACGUCUUGCCACGAGGUGCACCCACCCACUCACCGAUCAGCUUAUCCCUCCACGAAAAAAGGUCUAUUUGGACCAUGGGACGAGGAAGACACGGUCCAAGAACCCACGAUAUCAUAUUCCUUUGGAGGCUUCACCGUGCUCGACUUUCCUUCGAUGGCAUCCACAAUAAAGCAAGGGAAUGGGACUGUACGUGUGACUCACAACAGGAUCUCCGAUGGCCUUGGCCUCUGAGGGGACAAGAUAUCACCAUAUCACUGGGGAAAAAAAGGUCGUUGGUCAUGCGACCAUCAACCGGCACCAGCUGGCCACCUGCAGAAAUGACGUGCCUUGUGCAGUCGUCACAUGCCCUGGACGAAUCCUGGAAUAAGUCCUCGCAUCGGUGGCCGAUCCGACCCCCUCUUUGAUAGUUGCAGAAUGCAAGUCCAUGACUGUAAGAACUGUUCCAUAUCCUUCCAUCAGCAGGAACCUGACAACGGGGAUUGGUGGCGGACAUCUGAGCAAAAUGUGCCCUCUCUGCUCUUCUCUGCCUAUCCCGAAAACCCGAGGCAGAUAGCUCCAAAGGAGAUCAAUCUAGCGCAAAGGCUCGUCAGCUCGCCUUGCGCUCCGGGUGCAGUAUCACACAGCGCCAGGUGAGACCUCAACUUUCUCGUUCAAUCAUCACCAGCACAGAAUGGCCCUUCUCUUACGGUCCUGCCACAUUGCCGCCGGCGUGACUUAUGCAUCGCUCUUCUUCCAGCCGGCUGUCAUGUCCAUGCUAUCGUCUCGCGGGAUUAACUGCGACCGGUGUUAUCGCUCAUUGAUGCGCGGCCAUGGAGGUAUGCCUGCAAUGGAGCAGCUUUGGUGUCGAUCUCGAUAUCUUGGGGAGACUUCGAAAAAAAGCCCCGGGCCAGAUCACCAAUCAAUCAAGCUGGCGGGGCUUAAGUCGUGCAGGUCUUGCAAUUUCGAAACCAUCUCCACCACUGCAAAGGAACGGCGCGAAUUGGUCUCCAUCCAGUAGGUUCCCCUCAGGGGGAUCCAGGUCCAAACCUGAAACAGGCUGGAUAUACGGAACACCCCAAGUUGCAUGCACUUCGAUCAGCACAUGCACACUUUGCGAUGGAACGAUACCUGUGUACGGAGUAGUACCUAGUUCAUCCUCGCUGGGUGCUUGUCCGAGUUCUUCAAUCCCCUUAGUCCAGGAGAGUCCAGGAGAGCCCGACUAAUACCAGAGCCAUCUGCCCACGGAGUUUCAAGACACGACAACCGGACGCCCGAAAAGGCACCCUUUCUUUUUCAUUCAUUAACUACUCUCCGAUCGAGAUUCGAGACACACCCGGUGUUGGUAUGGGGGGGAGAUCCCCCAAAUUUCGCCUAAAACGGCUGCAGAACAUGUCUCCCAAAGGAGCGCUAGUCGGUUGGUCCAAGCUGAGACCUGCUCGCCACGAAUCCCAUCAUUCCCUGGAACGCGCCACCUAUAGUACCUACACUGACUGACCUGUGCUGCGGACUCGUUGCGACAUGAUUCUGAGCGGCACGAUUUGACGUCUCUUCGCGAGGUCGCUCACUCACUCACUCACUCAAGCAACGGAUACGUUGGUACUCAUUGGCCCUCGUACAUGUUUCCACUCCACUCCACCACGAUUCACUAAGUUCCUGUGUAGGAAAAAAAAAAAAUUUAAAAAAUUCGACGGGAAUGAGGAGCCAGCCCAUGGCCCACAACUCCCGUCGAGGCCAGCCCAUGGCCCGCUGGGGGCCGCCGCGCAUCUAACCGAUGAGGAUCCGGGUCUCACUA